This is a messenger RNA of Cuscuta europaea, 594 nucleotides long. The record is from the annotation of a GenBank genome assembly. NCBI's taxonomy places the organism in Eukaryota, Viridiplantae, Streptophyta, Magnoliopsida, Solanales, Convolvulaceae.
AAACAACAAGGGGAGAUUGAGAGGGAAAUGACGGCUGCGAAUACGACCAACAACGGGCAAGGCAACAACGCCGGCAGCCUUCCGGCCAUCCCUCCAACAAAGCAAACGGUUCCAUCUUCUAAGUCCGUCGAUACCCAAUCUGUUCUCAAAAGGCUGCAAUCAGAACUAAUGGCUCUGAUGAUGAGCGGUGAGUCUGGAGUAUCAGCAUUCCCAGAGGAAGACAACAUAUUUUGCUGGAAAGGGACAAUUACAGGCAGUAAUGUAAAGACACAGUUUUUAAAGGAACAGAAUAUAAGCUCUCUCUGACCUUCCCUAAUGAGUAUCCAUUUAAAUCACCCAAAGUUAAAUUUGAGACAGCUUGUUUUCAUCCAAAACGUGGAUGUAUAUGGGAACAUAUGCUUGGAUAUCUUUCAGGACAAAUGGUCGUCUGCUUACGAUGUAAGGACUAUACUACUCUCCAUUCAGAGUUUGCUUGGAGAGCCAAAUAUAAGUUCUCCGCUAAACACUCAGGCGGCAGCAUUGUGGGGCAAUCAAGAAGAAUACAGAAAGAUGGUUGAGAAGCUAUACAAGCCAAAUACCGUGUAGACCUGACAA